Messenger RNA from Pristis pectinata (smalltooth sawfish), 2160 nucleotides. RefSeq names its product hematopoietic prostaglandin D synthase-like. The transcript has 6 exons. Lineage: Eukaryota; Metazoa; Chordata; Chondrichthyes; Rhinopristiformes; Pristidae. The coding region runs from base 227 to 823 and encodes 198 amino acids. Gene Ontology annotation, molecular function: glutathione transferase activity. The record is from RefSeq and is a predicted model, not a curated record. Gene Ontology annotation, biological process: glutathione metabolic process.
GAGCUGCUUGCGUCACCAAGCGAGGAGUAUUUGAAGAGUACUGGGGGAUGAUAUGAGACAUUAGCUUGCUGAGAAACCACAGUCACAACUAAAUCUGCUUGACAGUCUAGUCAGUCUGAAGUCCAGAAACUUAUCUGAUCGACUUUGAUUUCGGUACCAUUCGAUACAAAGGAACUGAGCACACCUCAAAGCAGCACUGAGAUCAAAACAAAGAGUGGGUUUAAACAUGCCAAACUAUAAAUUAACGUACUUCAAAUUGAGAGGGAGAGCGGAAACAGCUCGUUACAUUUUUGCAUACAGUGGAAUAAACUAUGAAGAUGAGACAAUUGAAAGAUCUGUUUGGGCCCAGUUAAAACCAACUCUGCUGUUUAAACAACUCCCGAUUCUGAAGGUCGAUGAAAUUGAACUUAACCAGAGCACUGCCAUUGCAAGGUAUCUGGCCAGAGAAACAGGCUUAGCUGGGAAAAGCAACAUUGAGCAAGCUCAAGUGGAUGCCAUUGUGGACACAAUAAAUGAUUUCAUGAACCUGUUCCCUUGGACGGAGAGGGACGAGGCUGUGAAGCAAAAGAUGAAUGAAGAUAUUGUCACCAAUAACAUACCCAUACUUCUGGAUGGCUUGUGCAAACUCCUGGGGGACCGAACUUGGUUUGUUGGUGAUUCAGUUACCUGGGCAGAUUUUCACUGGGCUGUCUGUUCCAUCACCCUCAGCAGCCUAAAUGCCGACUUGCAUAACUAUCCCAAAUUGUUAGCCUUGAAGGAACGAGUUGAAGCUCUCCCUCAAAUUGCAGCCUGGAUAGAACAAAGACCAAAAACUCCACUGUAAAGUUACAGCAUCAAGUUCUCUGGAAAAACUAUUACAGCACUUAAAUGGAUUUUUACAUUUACAGACUAAUGUAUGACUCUUUGAGCAGUAAUUUCAAAUUGCAUAUGCCAGCCUUGGUCUUGUAAUUACUAUAGAUUUCAGUAAUACAAGCUUUAAGUUUCUAAUUUGUUAACCUGUUAGGGGAGAGGCUGUAAAACAAGGCGUGCAUUCCCUCCAUUAAAAGGGUGAUCUAAUGGAGGCAUUUAAAGGAUCUGAUAGAUUUGGUGGACAAGGCUGACCCUAAAUGGCCUAACUCUAAUUUCAUGCAAUGUGAAAAAGCAUUUCUUCAUAAAGGGCUGUGAAAAUCAAUAACCUUCGCUCACAAAAAACUGGGGUUUUAGUGAGAUAAUUCAGAAUGGGAGUGAUACAUUUUUUGAUAGUAUGGGAUGAGGGAUUGAGAUAAAAUGUAAUUAAGAUGCAGAUCAACCUCAGGGCCAGACUGGCAUCCAGCUACUCAACACAACACUUGGGAUGAAAUGGGGCAGUUGUCAUCCUAGCUUGUUUUGUGACUCCUGGGAUAUUGUCUUCUUUAUGUUGGACUGAACGAUUUAAAUUAACAAUUUAGACAAUGAAAUAUAAACCACAAUUUCUGAAUUUGCAGACGAUACUAAAUUUUAACACCAAGGGGGAUUGUGCCAGAUGACAAGAUAUUCAUAGCCUUGAGGUAUAGACAUGCUGGGAAAUUUCAGCAAGUGACGUGCUAAGCUUCAGUUCGUUGAAAAUAAAGAAAUUAAGUAAAAGGACGAAUGGGAUCUUGGCAUACAAACCAGCCACUAAAAGUAUCAGACAUUAGAGGAGAUAUUUUUGGAGUACUGGAACUGAGAAAUAGUGCAGUUGUGCUAAACAUUCAUUCUCUAUUGUUUAGAUUACACUGGAAAUACUACAUACAUAUUAUUAUACAUAGGAAUCAGGUAAAGAUUUCUAAAAAUUGCAGCAGAAAUGUGAAGGGAUCAACAUGAUGGGUACCAUAAUUCUCGAAAAAAAGGCUGAGGGAAGAGGCCUUUGUAAUUUUAUGUUUUGAUGGAAUGAAGGAGGGAACAACAAAACUGGAGGCCAUCAAUGUAAGCCCAGAAAUGAAGUAGGGAAUUCAGAAUAAACACCAUUACCUGUAGAGGUGCGAAUGUGAAGUGGUUUGAGAUGAACAGUAGAUGUUAACUUGGAUAUACAUCUAAAUGUGUAAUUCUCUACCAAAAAUUACAGUUACCAAUACUGCAACAGGGAUAUUUAUUCAUCUAAGCAUUUCAACAUAAUUAACGGGAACAGUAUGUUAUUAUGUAAUAAAGGUAGCUUUGCAACAA